GUGGGGGGUCAUCACGCCCCGCCCACCGCUUCCUGAACCGCCGGGUCCUGGCGUACGCACGUGGCCUGCCCCUCUUCUUCCUCCGCGAUCCCCGCUGCUGCAGCCAUGGCUCCCGGCCAGCUUGCUCUGUUCAGUGUGUCUGACAAAACUGGCCUAGUGGAAUUUGCCAGAAACCUCGCCUCUCUUGGUUUGAGUCUAGUCGCUUCCGGAGGCACGGCCAAAGCGCUCAGGGAUGCUGGCCUGGCAGUCAGAGAUGUGUCUGAGCUGACGGGUUUUCCUGAAAUGUUGGGGGGGCGUGUGAAGACCUUGCAUCCUGCUGUCCAUGCUGGAAUCUUGGCCCGAAAUAUUCCAGAAGAUAAUGCUGACAUGGCUAGACUUGAUUUCAACCUUAUAAGAGUUGUUGCCUGUAACCUGUACCCCUUCGUGAAGACUGUGGCUUCUCCAGAUGUGACUGUUGAGGCAGCUGUUGAGCAAAUUGAUAUUGGUGGAGUGACCUUACUGAGAGCUGCAGCCAAAAACCACGCACGAGUGACAGUCGUGUGUGAGCCAGAGGACUAUGUGGCCGUGGCCGCAGAGAUGCAGAGCUCCGAUAGUAAGGACACCUCCCUGGAGACCAGGCGCCACCUGGCCUUGAAGGCAUUUACUCAUACUGCACAAUAUGAUGAAGCGAUUUCCGAUUACUUCAGAAAGCAGUACAGUAAAGGAAUUUCCCAGAUGCCCUUGCGGUAUGGGAUGAACCCCCAUCAGACCCCUGCCCAGCUGUAUACGCUGAAGCCCAAGCUUCCCAUCACAGUUCUCAAUGGAGCCCCUGGAUUCAUAAACUUGUGUGAUGCUUUGAACGCCUGGCAGCUGGUGAAGGAGCUCAGGCAGGCCGUAGACAUCCCCGCCGCGGCUUCUUUCAAGCACGUCAGCCCAGCAGGUGCUGCUGUUGGGGUUCCCCUCAGUGAAGAUGAGGCCAGAGUCUGCAUGGUCUAUGACCUCUAUCCGACUCUCACACCUGUGGCCACUGCAUAUGCAAGAGCGAGAGGGGCCGAUAGGAUGUCUUCAUUUGGUGAUUUUAUUGCAUUAUCUGAUGUUUGUGAUGUCCCGACGGCAAAAAUCAUCUCCAGAGAAGUGUCAGAUGGUAUUGUUGCCCCGGGAUAUGAAGAAGAAGCCUUGAAAAUACUAUCUAAAAAGAAGAAUGGAAACUACUGUGUUCUUCAGAUGGACCAGUCCUACCAACCGGAUGAAAAUGAAGUCCGCACACUCUUUGGUCUUCGUUUAAGCCAGAAGAGAAAUAAUGGUGUCAUCGACAAGUCCUUAUUUAGCAAUAUUGUCACCAAGAACAAAGAUCUGCCGGAGUCUGCCCUCAGAGACCUCAUUGUAGCCACUGUGGCCGUCAAGUACACUCAGUCCAACUCCGUGUGCUACGCCAAGGACGGACAGGUUAUUGGCAUCGGAGCAGGACAGCAGUCCCGGAUACACUGCACACGCCUUGCAGGGGAUAAGGCAAACUCGUGGUGGCUCCGACACCAUCCACGGGUGCUUUCCAUGAAGUUUAAAACCGGGGUGAAGAGAGCGGAAAUUUCCAAUGCCAUUGAUCAGUAUGUGACGGGCACCAUUGGUGAGGGAGAAGACCUGGUGAAGUGGAAGGCACUGUUUGAGGAAGUCCCCGAGCUACUCACUGAGGCGGAGAAGAAGGAAUGGGUGGACAAGCUGAGGGGUGUUUCUGUCAGCUCCGAUGCCUUCUUUCCUUUCAGGGAUAAUGUAGACCGAGCUAAAAGGAGUGGCGUGGCCUACAUUGUCGCUCCGUCUGGAUCCGCAGCAGACAAGGUUGUGAUCGAGGCGUGCGAUGAACUGGGGAUCAUCUUGGCUCACACGGACCUCCGGCUCUUCCACCACUGAUCUCACUUUCUGUUCUUUCCUGCUUUACUUAUGUGCAGUGGAUAAUCAUGUGUGGGAUUUUUAAAGUACCUUUUAGAAAAUGAGUCGUUUGCUUUGUAAUAAUUGGGUCUGUGGUUUUAGGUAGUUGGGUCUUACUCAUCUGAAAGGAAUAGACUCCUAGAGGUUUGUGUGUGCAGAACCUAAAAGCAUCCCUCCCUCCUGGAGCUCGGCUUUCGAGACAGUCCUGUGUGACACCUAAAAGUGCAGAUAAGCCAGAGAAGCCAAGCUGCCUUAUGCUGACACGUCCCCACUGGGGAUUGCUCUCCAUGGGGCUCUUUCAUCGUGCCUCUGAUUGUUUACCUCCUUGGCAAACAGCCAGUUAUCCCCUGGGAACUGGAUCCUUAGCAGGAUCUGGAUAAUGCUGAUACUGCUUUUCCUUUCUUAGGUGAAGUGUUGUUCAUAUUUCGGCGCCAUGAUCUUCCCUCCAGAACUGCUUAAAACUCAUAUUAGCUAUUUAGUAACUUGUUUGGUACCUACAAGUGGACCCGGUGUUCUACUUAGAGCCUUUACCCAAAGUGAGCAUGGGGGGGGGGGGGUUUGUCAGUGCCUCCCUGUGCCGGACGUGAGUGGAUCUGUGUCCCUGCCUUGUGGUCCUGGCUGUUCACAGGGAUGGUGCCUGUGGGCAGCUGUAACCUUCACAGUCAGUCAGCCUCAGCCCUGCCUUCAUUCCACUCCUUCCCUAAAUAAACAAUGCAGAAGGUU
Molecule: messenger RNA, 2625 nt
Organism: Peromyscus leucopus (white-footed mouse)
Lineage: Eukaryota; Metazoa; Chordata; Mammalia; Rodentia; Cricetidae
Gene: Atic
Product: 5-aminoimidazole-4-carboxamide ribonucleotide formyltransferase/IMP cyclohydrolase
Exons: 16
Coding region: 106-1884 (592 amino acids)
Biological process (GO): 'de novo' IMP biosynthetic process
Cellular component (GO): cytosol
Molecular function (GO): IMP cyclohydrolase activity; phosphoribosylaminoimidazolecarboxamide formyltransferase activity
Source: RefSeq, a predicted model, not a curated record